AAGGAAGGCAUAACUUGUUGACAGCCCCGCCCUUCUCUCAUAUUUGCUCUAUGGGUGUAGUCGGAAUGUCUUACAAUAUGACCUACCAACCCACGGAUCCAGGAACCGAUGAGAUAGGAAAUUGCGGGGGUCGGACAUUCAAUGCGUAUAGUCGCAUGGAAUGUAAACAGAAAUUUAGAGCAAAAGAUAUGUGACAGUGACUUUUGCGCAGUCAUAUCUGACUACGAUGUAAUAUUUUUAUCAGAAUGCUGGAUUCAACCUGGAACAUCUCUAAAGUGCGAUUGGUUAAACGACGAAUUUGAAUACAAAUGUUUUCCUAGACUGAAGGGUAAAGACGGUGGCCUUGUGCUGUUAUACAGAAAAACACUUCGAAGUGACGCACCUUGUCUCAAUAUCGGUGGUACCUGUCAAGAUGACCAUCACGUUUGCUCCGGAAGUUACGUAUCAGGAUUAUGUUCCGGGGGAGCCAAUAGACGAUGUUGUUCAGUAGGGAAUGACGCACCUUGUCUCAAUAUUGGCGGUACCUGUCAGGAUGACCACCAGCAUUGCUCCGGAAGUUUCGUAUCAGGCUUGUGUUCUGGGGAUACCCACCGGCGAUGUUGUUCAACACAAUCUUCGUCAGGAAGUGACGCACCUUGUCUCAAUAUCGGUGGUACCUGUCAAGAGGACAAUCUAUAUUGUUCUGGAAGUUACGUAACGGGGUUAUGUUCCGGGGGAACCAAUAGACGAUGUUGUUCAGGUACAGACAGUGGAAUGUGUUCUAACGUCAAAGUGUACUCCCGCGCCACUUGGGGCGCCAAAUCUCCAACGCAUGUGAGCACUAUGCGCAAACCUGUCGGUUUCUUCUUCGUCCAUCACACAGAAGGAAAUGCCUGUCGUGAUUUCACUUCCUGUGCAAAACAAAUGCGCAAUAUCCAGAACUAUCAUAUGGCUACAAAAGGCUGGUCAGACAUCGGAUACAGCUUCCUUGUUGGUGAGGACGGUGCUGUCUAUGAAGGCCGCGGUUGGAAUCACGUGGGAGCACACACAAAGAACUACAACAGCCGAGGAUUUGGCGUCGCCGUCAUGGGGAAUUUCAUGCACAGAAAGCCAAAUAACGCAGCCUUAAAUGCGACCAAAGACCUGAUGCAAUGCGGUAUUGACAAGGGUUACAUCACCUCUGGUUACAGUCUCUAUGGACACCGUGAUGUCGGAACCACUGAUUGUCCAGGAGAUUAUCUGUAUAAUGAAAUAAGAACGUGGUCACAUUACAACACCCAGAAACCACAACGGUGAAGAACGAAAUGUAAUGAAAGCAUUUGCUGCGAAAAAUAUAGAUAUGAAAAUCUCUA
Molecule: messenger RNA, 1331 nt
Organism: Ostrea edulis (European flat oyster)
Lineage: Eukaryota; Metazoa; Mollusca; Bivalvia; Ostreida; Ostreidae
Product: peptidoglycan-recognition protein SC2-like
Exons: 6
Coding region: 142-1275 (377 amino acids)
Biological process (GO): peptidoglycan catabolic process
Molecular function (GO): N-acetylmuramoyl-L-alanine amidase activity; zinc ion binding
Source: RefSeq, a predicted model, not a curated record